This is a messenger RNA of Ipomoea nil (Japanese morning glory), 531 nucleotides long. RefSeq names its product nuclear transcription factor Y subunit B-5. The record is from RefSeq and is a predicted model, not a curated record. Gene Ontology annotation, molecular function: RNA polymerase II cis-regulatory region sequence-specific DNA binding; protein heterodimerization activity; DNA-binding transcription activator activity, RNA polymerase II-specific. Bases 1 to 531 code for a protein of 176 amino acids. Lineage: Eukaryota; Viridiplantae; Streptophyta; Magnoliopsida; Solanales; Convolvulaceae. Gene Ontology annotation, cellular component: CCAAT-binding factor complex. The transcript has a single exon. Gene Ontology annotation, biological process: regulation of transcription by RNA polymerase II.
AUGGAUGAUAAUAUAGAAGGACAAAAAUACAGUUUUUCUUCCGGCGACGACGAUGGGGUGAUGAUGAUGAGAGAGCAAGAUCGGCUGCUGCCGAUCGCCAACGUCGGCCGGAUUAUGAAGCAGAUAUUGCCGCCGAAUGCGAAGAUCUCGAAAGAAGCUAAAGAGACCAUGCAAGAAUGCGUCUCGGAGUUCAUCGGCUUCGUCACCGGAGAGGCGUCGGAGAAGUGCCGCAGGGAGAAGCGCAAGACGUUGAACGGCGACGAUGUUUGCUGGGCGCUGGGGAGCCUAGGGUUCGACGAUUAUGCUCCGCCGGUGAGGACGUAUUUGCAUAGGUAUAGACAGGUGGAAAGAGAAAAAGCUGGCGAGCAUAAAGCCGCCGGAAACAAUGGAGGAAGGAAAGGUUUGGCUGAGGAACCGGCGGCCGGCGACGACAAUUACUUGAAAGGUGAACCGGCGGUUGUAAGAUACUCUUCGUCUGAAACUACUACUGUGUGUCAUAACUCCUUCCAGCUUCAUCAUCAGUUUCAUUGA